Messenger RNA from Eriocheir sinensis (Chinese mitten crab), 5251 nucleotides. RefSeq lists its product as uncharacterized. The coding region runs from base 4289 to 5251 and encodes 320 amino acids. NCBI's taxonomy places the organism in Eukaryota, Metazoa, Arthropoda, Malacostraca, Decapoda, Varunidae. Gene Ontology annotation, cellular component: membrane. The transcript is spliced from 5 exons. Gene Ontology annotation, biological process: carbohydrate biosynthetic process. Gene Ontology annotation, molecular function: sulfotransferase activity. The record is from RefSeq and is a predicted model, not a curated record.
GCAGUGUGUCAGCUGGUAUGAUGGAAGCCUGGGUGGUGAUCUUCUCUUCCAAGCUCGAGCGCAGUGUAUGAAUGUGAAUGCAAGAAAUUACAGGUGGUCUGAGUCCCGCAGCAAAGUGUGUCAGAUGUGUGACAGGGGUCUGGAUGAAACUGUCGUGCAUGUGGUACUGGUGUGUGGGAGGUACCGGAGAGAAAGGACGGAGAUGAUGAGGGUGGCACUGAUGGGCUGGAUGUGAAUGGGAGGAUUGCAAGAACGGAGAGGGAAUGGAUGCUGCUGCUGCUGGGACCGAGUGCUGAAGCAAAUGAGAGAAUUAUAGCAGCCAUGAAGAGUUUUCUGGGAAAGAUGUGGUGUGCAAGAAAUAGGGAAUAGGAUGAUUUGUAAUGAUACUGCUUGUUUUGUUUUAUUUUUACAGGUUGUGCCGAUACGAAGGCCUGACUCUCCGACGGGUCACCUGUACAGCAAGAGCAAGAGCAAGAACAACAACACCCGCCGAGGCGCCGCCGCCGAGUGUGUGUUUGGGGCUGUACGGCAGGCGUCCACCCCUCACGACAGGAAGCUGUCAUCCACCUCACCUGCGCCUUCCUUAGGAAGACGGGGCAGCUGACGCGCCCGUGAGGACCUCACAGGACGACACCAGGGCUCGUGUGAGCGACUACAUCGCCGCGGCCCUAAACAACAACAACAACAAUUUGGGGCUUUAGAGGCUGUGGUCCAUGGCCUAACCAGCCCCUGAAACACUGAAGAAGAGGCUGUGGUCCAUGGCCUAACCAGCCCCUGAAACACUGAAGAAGAGGCUGUGGUCCAUGGCCUAACCAGCCCCUGAAACACUGAAGAAGAGACUGUGGUCCAUGGCCUAACCAGCCCCUGAAACACUGAAGAAGAGGCUGUGGUCCAUGGCCUAACCAGCCCCUGAAACACUGAAGAAGAGGCUGUGGUCCAUGGCCUAACCAGCCCCCUGAAACACUGAAGAAGAGGCUGUGGUCCAUGGCCUAACCAGCCCCCUGAAACACUGAAGAAGAGGCUGUGGUCCAUGGCCUAACCAGCCCCUGAAACACUGAAGAAGAGGCUGUGGUCCAUGGCCUAACCAGCCCCUGAAACACUGAAGAAGAGGCUGUGGUCCAUGGCCUAACCAGCCCCCUGAAACACUGAAAAAGAGGCUGUGGUCCAUGGCCUAACCAGCCCCCUGAAACACUGAAGAAGAGGCUGUGGUCCAUGGCCUAACUGGCCCCCUGAAACACUGAAGAAGAAGAAGAGGCUGUGGUCCAUGGCCUAACCAGCCCCCGAAACACUGAAGAAGAAGAAUCCUUGUCCCCAAACAGCCUGCUGCCGUCACUGGUACUACGAUUGUGACUACUACUACUACACUUCCUGUUCACCGCACUGACGACCAAGUCCAGCACAGCAACAACGGCUUCCUUCAGGUGUGGAGAAAAGAGAACGAGGACAACACAACACACUGAGCCGCCGUACAGGUCGGGGCCGCCUCACCUGCUGGGCUGGACAGCAGCAUGAGUGGCCAAGACAAGCAGGAGCAGACUGCUGCAGGUGGCAGGAGGGUCAGUGGUCAUCAGGUGAAGCAACUUGCUGCUGGCAACUCCAGCAACAAAGGAGAGAGGAAGUUUGUGUGUCUGGAGUGUGGAAAAGGAUUCACCUCAAGGCAAGGCCUCAGAUAUCACACCCUUACACACACUGGUGUAAAGAACUAUGAAUGUAAGGAAUGUGGGAAACAAUUCAAUCAGAAGAGUAACCUCGAUGCACACACCCUUACACACACUGGUGUAAAGAACUAUGAAUGUAAGGAAUGUGGGAAACAAUUCAGCCGGAAGAGUACCCUUGAUAGACACACCCUUACACACACUGGUGUAAAGAACUAUGAAUGUAAGGAAUGUGGGAAACAAUUCAACCGGAAAAGUAACCUUGAUGCACACGUCCUUACACACACUGGUGUAAAGAACUAUGAAUGUAAGGAAUGUGGGAAACAAUUCAGCCAGAAGAGUACCCUUGAUAGACACACCCUUACACACACUGGUGUAAAGAACUAUGAAUGUAAGGAAUGUGGGAAACAAUUCAGCCGGAAGAGUACCCUUGAUGCACACACCCUUACACACACUGGUGUAAAGAACUAUGAAUGUAAGGAAUGUGGGAAACAAUUUAGCCGGAAGAGUACCCUUGAUGCACACACCCUUACACACACUGGUGUAAAGAACUAUGAAUGUAAGGAAUGUGGGAAACAAUUCACACAAAAGAGUACCCUUAAUGCACACACCCUUACACACACUGGUGUAAAGAAAUAUGAAUGUAAGGAAUGUGGGAAACAAUUCAGCCGGAAGGGUUACCUUGAUAAACACACCCUUACACACACUGGUGUAAAGAAGUAUGAAUGUAAGGAAUGUGGGAAACAAUUCAGCCGGAAGGGUUACCUUGAUAAACACACCCUUACACACACUGGUGUUAAAAGUCAUGAGUGUGAAGAGUGCGGGAAGAGAUUCAGUUUGAAGUGGAUUCUUAACGAACACGUCUUCAGGCACUAUGACAUUAGGGAGUUCAAGUGUGAUGUUUGUGGAAAGCUCUUUAAGGCAAAGCGUGACAUUGCCAGUCACAUGAAGACCCACUUCUGAACUGUGUCUGCCUACAUUAAUUAUAUAGACCAGGUUGUUAGCAGCAGCUGAGCCUGACAGGGAGAGGUCAAAGUGAUCAUGUAAGAUAAAGAAGAAAGAAGGUUUGCCUGUGAAGUGAUGGGAGGAGAGGAGCCACACGAAGAAGUGGAAGGGGAAAUACUAAUGGCUGACUUUCCACAGCUGUGGCAGCUGCACUGGGCCUGGAGCCCAAUUGAGGCUCACAACUACAUGAACUACUUGAUCCUCUGCAAGGUGGGUCAAGGGAAUGUCACAUAACACUACAGCAGCUGGAAUAUGUACUUAUAAACACUUGAGGCUCACACCUACAUGAUCUACUUGCUCCUCUGCAAGGUGAGUCAAGGGAAUGUCACAUAACACUACAACAGCUGGAAUAUGUAUUUAUAAACACUUGCUGCAGCAAAAGAUUCAAUACCUUACAGUGGUGUGCCUCACCCAAGAGCACCACAGAGGCAAGUGCUUCCAGCACCUCUCUGGCCAUUGUACUGCCCUGCCUCAGAAGUGUCCUAGACGAGCCUCAAAACGUGUCUUGUGUUUUGGAAGGUCGGCCAGUGUGGAGGGGCUGCAGUGGUCUGGCGGUCAGGGGCCCAGGUUGCUGAUCGGAGGGGCGACAGUUUGCGCCUCUCCCUGGCAGCUGUUGGUGGGAUGGGCACGCACUGGCAUGCACUGGGCUGCUUGACAAUGGUGCUCUGUCCCCCUCCCUUGGGCUGUGUCCCCAAUAAGUGGUGAAAAAGUUGAAUGACUGAUUGAACAGCUCUGAAUGCCUGCAACCAUCGAGGACGACUGGAAUUGGCCAGGAAAGUUGUUUUUUAAUGAAAAUUGAAAAAAAGAAACAUUAUAGAAAAAGAUGAAUAUUAAAGGGAAGGAACAUCAACAUGCCAGAAGUGUCACUGCCAAGGCAAUACUUGGAUCCCACAGCAACAGUCUCACCUCAGCUCUCCCUGACCUUGUUGUUGGCAGGGUGUGCUGGCCUGUGCCUCCCUCCCCCCCUGCUGCCUCCAUGCUGAGAAAGGACCGAGAGAGAAGCAGACGGCCCGUGAAGUGAUACAAGGCGACAGAUGUGGCAACAAGAGGAAGGUUGUUGCUGCUGCACACUGUCGGAGGCAGGGUGUGCUGGCCUGUGCCUCCCUCCCCCCUGCUGCCACCAUGCUGACAGACAGAAGCAGACGGCCCAUGAAGUGAUACAAGGCGACAGAGGUGGCAACAAGAGGAAGGUUGUCGCUGCUGCACACUGUCGGAGGCAGGGUGUGCUGGCCUGUGCCUCCCUCGCCCCCUGUUCCCACCGGGACUGACUUGGAGUGGCCGUGGCAGUACAGUUUCCUGACGUUCUUCACAAAGGGUUCUUCAGGCGCGAGAGGCUGGAGGAGAUGAAGGCACACCGGGCGAUGCUGCAGCGUGCCCCCACCGGCGUCAGUAACCCAGCAGCCAUCGGGGAGCAGAGCCACAGCCGCCAGCCGCCAGCCGCCGGUGUACGUACUGUCUGUGUUGGGCUGGCCGGGUUAUCGUAGACAGAGCGCCACGCCAAAGAUUCCCAAGUGUUGUUGUGACGUACUCUGCCAAGCGCGUGGCGGCCCGGGAGCAGCCGGACGAGGUCGCCGGUGCCGCCUCAGGCUCGGCGGGGCCGAGUCGAGGUCGCGCCGCUACGUCCUGGCAUGGCCCUAGUUGCCGCAGGGAGGUCCACUAAGGCCGGCGCCGCGCCACACGGUAAUUGUUCCGCCAGCGCCGCAGGGUGGCACACGGCUCAGACUCACCGCGGGCUGGAGGAAGAGUUUGAGCGUCGGCGCCGCGCCUUGUUGCGUGCGUGUGCCCUGCACGACGCGCGGGCCGCCUACCCGGACAUGGCCUGGCGGCAGAAUUACAGACACAUGUUGGCGGGGACGUUGACGCUCUUCAAGGUGCCCAAGGCCGGGUCCUCGGCGGUGAAGGACUUCGUGUCUCGGAUGGCGCAGCAGACUUGGGCGACGCCGCGGCCGCUGAGCGCAGUGGUGGUGCGGCACCCGCUGGCCAGGCUGGCCUCCGCUUACAGAGACAAGUACCUGGGCGGCGCGCCGCUCUUCCAGUACGACGCUGCGUGGCGCAAGGCGACGCAAGGCAUCGAGACGUGGGACUGGCGGUUCGCCAAGUACUGGCUGCCGGCGCUCGUGUCCACCGGGGCUCUGAAGCCAACUCGUGAGUUUAAUGAAACAUUGGACAGGAUUAGAAGAGCGUACAAGAUUUACGUGAACCAUUACGCCAGUCAGACAGGAGCUCUCUUGGCCAAGCCAUCACGAACGGAAAAACUAUUUUAUGGUGUGACAGAAAUGAACACCGUCCACCAGAUGUUGUCGUCUGGCACUUCUGAGGCCUUCGUCACGACGUUCGGGAGGGGCUAUGACCUGCGGGACCUGGUGAUGCGGUUCCGGAACACGUUCUUCACCUUCAGCCAGUUCCUGUGGCACGUGGUCUGGACGCACGACGCGGGCGUGGCAGACGAGCACUGGAUGACCUACACCGAGGCGUGCGAUCCGUGCCGGGUGAAGUUCGACUACAUCCUGAAGCUGGAGACGAUCCAGGAGGAGAUCCAGUACCUGUUCUGCGGGGUGCUAGGCUUCCAGGGCGAGGCCACUUUCCGGUGA